GAAUGUGUCAAAUGAAGAAAUACUUUGAAGAUAAAGCCCAGACUCAUUAAUGUAGUACAUGUUUAGUAAGCUGUUUUAAGAGAAAAUGUCAAGAUGUCUAUUUCCUCAUUGCAGAUGUUAUCCAUUCUGACGUGCAAUCUGCAACAUCACAAGUAUUCAAAGCGCGGGAUUUAGUACAACAACAACACCGUGUUAAAAUUGACAAACGCUUCUUGGCUAUCGGAAAAAAUGUUGUCGUUGCCACACUCUCAUAAAACUGUCAUUGUGUUGGACAGAAGUCCUUACUUCGCACAGUCUUGCAAGGAGAGCGUAGAUUAUGAUGUGCAGCCGAAAACGAAGUCCCAAGGGUUCAUUCCAGCGGCGCCUAUUUCAAAGACGCUGUGGACAGCAAAUGUAGAAGCCAUGCUGGAAUACAUACGUAUCGUAUAUGAUAUAUUCCCAGGAAAAAAACUAUUUCAAGUGAUAACAAGCGACUCCAACUCACAAAGGCUAAACACAUGGUUGUUGAGGGAACAAAGUAUACAUCAGAUAAUGCUUGGUCUGGCCCACAUUGGACCCCCGAGUCUGAAUGACAGUGGUGAUGACUGCAGUGUUAUGCAUGGCCUUUCCCAAGCUAUAGAGGUUCUGUGUGAACCGAGUGAGGGUCAACAUGAAGCUAGAACUAAUCUCAUGGAAGAUGCUAGGAAUGUCCGAAACUGGGGCAGGAUCAUCUGUGUCACAGCUGUUAAGAGUGAAGCGACAGUUCGAAUGCUGGAAGAAUGUUGUCAUGAUGCCAUAAUACAACACAACAACUUGGCUGCUGGCACAGACACUUUGUUGCCAAUAGACCAUUGUGAGCUGAUACUUAUACAUGUUAUGCCAGUAGGUGAAGAAACCAAGAUGGCAAGCAAAGGGAAAAAAGAGGUGUCCAGUUUUCUGACAAGUGAGGUACAUACAACACAAUCAGGACGGUCAUUAUAUGUGAAGAUGAUGCAGUUAGCACAGAAACAUUAUCAGCUGUCUUCCACCACAGUUACUGGAAUACCUAUGAAGGAGGAGCAAAAUGCAAGUUCGUCUGCUAAUUAUGAUGUUGAAUUGCUGCAUCCAGCUGAUGUCCAUGUAGAACUUCUCAAAACAGCCCACCUUGAUGGCCUUGUUAUCAACUCUAAAGAAGGUUUGAACAUAGAGACAGUGACUUUGAAAUGGUGUACCCCCAAAUCCAAUGUCGCUGAGUUACAUCACUGCACUAGUGUGUUCCGAAUCACGCCUGUGGAUGUCAAUAGUCGCCCUUCAUCGUGUCUGACUAAUUUUCUCUUAGGGGGGAGAUCCGUGAUGUUGGAGCAGCCAAGGAAAACUGGAACAAAGGUCAUCUCGCACAUGCUCGCAAGUCAUGGCGGGGAAAUCUUCAUUCAUGCCAUUAACACCUGUCGAUCAAUCUUGGAAGACCCUCCCUCCAUCAGUGAAGGAUGUGGGGGACGCGUGACAGAUUACAGGAUUACUGAUUUUGGUGAAUUUAUGAAAGAGAAUCGCCUGGCCCCAGUACCAGCUCAGACUAUCUUAGAAUCUGCCGAGUUACCCAUUGAGAGAGCCUUGAAUCAGUUGGAGAGGAAAACCCGCCAUUGGCCGAUUGUCAUAGGGGAAACAAUCAUCUUCAACAUGCCAAAUCACUUGGAGCCCUUGCCAACAUUGAUGGUCAAGGAGACUCUGGAUGACGAGGAGGUUCUGGAGUGUAAGAAGGUGAUAUAUCACAUUGUGGGGAUGGAGAGCAAGAACGAGGCCCUACCUGUCCCAUCCACAGGCUCCCGGGGAAAGGGGCUCAAGCGAGAAGAACAGUACAGACAGAUGUGGUCUGAGCUGGAAAUGUUGGUACGUGUGUACUCUACCACAUCGGAUCAGCACAACAAAGUCCUUGAUUGUUUGUUGGAAUUGAAGAAACCUUCCCCGGAGGAUUUCAAGCCAACAACAAGUGCCCCUCCCAAAAAAGCACCUGAAAAAGCAUUUGUCAAGGAGGAAAAAAUGGAUACAUCAAAUGUUGAAAAGGGACUGAAAGAAUUGGACAGAUUUCAGAUGAUGACAGAGCGAGAGAAGCAGGACUUUUUGUCCCCUGAGCGCCUAACCCCAGAAUCUCCGCCAGCCAAACGGUUCAGACCAUCACUGGAAAGCUCCAUCACAAGAACGGGAGGUCCCCAAAAUCUUUUGUCGAUGUGGACCAACAGAUUGAGUGCCAUCAGCUCAAAGAGGCACUCAGAGUUUUCAGGGAGACUGGAAAGCAGUGGGAAUGUAGCUGAGUUGUACCAACACCUGAAUGAAAACAAGGGUGAGGGUGAAACAGAACUUUCCACUUCAAAUACCAAUGGGAAAAGGUGAAGACAGUCAAGAGAAUGGAGAAAUUUCAUACCUGUGUAUUGGCUGCAGUGUGUGGAAGAAACAUAAAGCCAUACCUGGACAGGGGUUUUGCUGUCUUUCACAGAUUGUAACUGUGUAUCACAGGACAUUUUAAUAACCGUCUCCCAGAAGGAUUCCAUGGAUUUCAUUUUUGACAUUUCAUAGCUUUUAAUGAAGUGUUGUCAUAUAAAGUGCAAAUGGCUUUACAAGUAUGUGCAGGUCUGUUUUAUUUCAGAUGUAAGACCUUUGAGUUAAUGUUGGCCUCUGCACAGAACAAGAGAUGCAUUUAAUGAGCCUUUUGAGGGAAUGGCCUCUGCACAGAACCAGAGGUGCAUGUAAUAAGCCUUUUGAGGAAUGUUGGCCUCAGCACAGAACCAGAGGUGCAUGUAAUAUGCCUUUUGAGGAAAGGUUAGCCUCAGCACAGAACCAGAGGUGCAUGUAAUAAGCCUUUGAGGGAAUGUUGGCCUCAGCACAGAACCAGAGGUGCAUGUAAUAAGCCUUUUGAGGAAAGGUUGGCCUCAGCACAGAACCAGAGGUGCAUGUAAUAAGCCUUUUGAGGAAAAGUUGCCCUCAGCACAGAACCAGAGGUGCAUGUAAUAAGCCUUUUGAGGAAAGGUUGGCCUCAGCACAGAACCAGAGGUGUAUGUAAUAAGCCUUUUGAGGAAAAGUUGCCCUCAGCACAGAACCAGAGGUGCAUGUAAUUUGCCAUUUGAGGGAAUGUUGGCCUCGGCACAGAACCAGAGGUACAUGUGAUAAGCCUUUGGAGGGAAUGUUGGCCUCAGUACAGAACACAUUUGCAUAGUUCGAUAAAGACUUAUCUGCCCAAUGUGAUAGAACUCCUCCAUAUCUGAUUUUCCAAUGAACCAGUCUGUCUGAUUUUAGUUUAAGUAAAAAAAAUGAAAACAUGAAUGCAGACAUGUCAGAUAAACUUUUACUUGUCACAAAAGGAUUGUGAAGCCAUAACCAUUUUCCUUUAGCCAGAUCAUUUCAUCAUUUUGCUAGACAUGUGAUGCACACUUUUUUUUCCUUUCGUGUAAUCAAUUGUUUAAAAGCACAAUUACUUAUAAAGGUUUCUAAAACUUAAUACUUAAAUAUAAGUUUGUUGUUUAAUAUUGUUUGAGUUAUAUAAUUUUAAAGUUACAGCUUGCAUGUAAGCAGAAAUAAACUGCAACGUCCAGAAUUUGUACCAAGUGCUAUGGCUUCUCUUCCUUUCUUGGUUUGAAUGUCACAAUGUUACUCCAGUUCUGGCUCAUUCAUUUUGUGGUCAACAUCACAGCUAGAUUCAUCAGUAAUUAAGGGACCACAACCUUCUUACAACUAAGAGACAAACACUGAAUGUUGAAACCACACUAUAAAGCACAAAUACCAAGGUUUAUUUAGGUACAAGAAGCUUUUGAUUUUUUUGAACAGGUGUACAAAACAAUAAAGGAACAAAGAACAAUAGGCACAGUGGAAUAUUUUAACCUUACAAUUUAUUAUAAACGUAGUUUGCAGGAGUUACCUCCCUUGAUAAGAUGACGAUUUAUCCCAGAACAUACGAGUAUGAUGUACAGGAAAAUAUACAAUUACAAACAACAACGAAUAUGUUAACAAGAUAUUCAAUGAGAACAAUUCUGCAGACAAACUCUACCAAUUCUUUUAAAUGAAAAACAUCUUUUUGUAUGGAUGUUGCCCUCAAGUAUCUGUGCGAGGUUUGCUUGAUUGUUACCGGUCUUCCUAGUUAGUAUUGUACACAAUAUCCUAUUCCUGAUGUCUGAAGGACACUAUAUAAACCAAUAACAAUAAACCUUUGUAUAUGAAAAAACUUGUUUGUUACUGGGAAAUUUUUCCUGUCUGAAGUAAUUUGGGCCAAUGCUGUGUAGUCUUUGUUCAAUUGUCUUUGUGACGACGUAUUCCUCCGGAGAGGCCAAGAGAACAUUGCUUAAUUUGCUUUGACCCAAGUCACAGAAACAGAAACAGGUGCUCGAUUUAUCCCUCCUUUUAACUUUUUUUCUCUAUUGAGCUUGCAAAAUAUUUUAAUAUUUCUUAAUAAAUUUACAAAUGCAAGUAUCUACGUGCGUGUUGUCUGAAGUACAAUUGCCUUAGUUCAUAAAGCAGUUUAGUGUGUCAGGGCUGAAGUCUUGUACACAUUCACAGGAAUUUUGGUAAAUAAGAGAGGUGUAAGUGUUCAGAUAAAAAAAUCAUUAACAGUUCCUUAUUUCUGACCCAAAAUAUUAGUGUCAUGGAAUCUAUUUUUUUUUUGUUUCUCUGUAUUUCUGGUAGUGUUUGUAUCUGAAUAGCUGAACAUCUGAAAGGAGUAAUUGAUUCUAUCACAUUCUGCACUUCCAAAAAACACUGGUAUAGGUGAUGUGCUUGGCUAAUGUACAAUACCUUGCAGUUUAAAAUAAAUAUGGAUGCUUUCCAUAGUUGCUGCAGAUUUUUUUCUGAAAUGAGUUUGUAGGACAGCCAUGACAAUGAACAAAAGCAAAAGUUGUUUACAGAGUGUACAUUUUGAGGCCAUCAUACUUUCUGAACAGGCAUUAGUAUUAGAAUUUUGCCAUUUCUUAAUUUUUUAGACAUCCAAACACUUGAAUCCAACCAUGCCUAUUCAUAAUGUGUAUGUGAAAGAAGUUAAUGGAAUCGUAAAAAAGGACAAAAGUAAUACAUCUACUCUACAUAAUUGAAAUAUGCGAAGACAUUUUUCAAUGUUUUAUGGAGAAAUUGAUUAUGGAACAGAAAUUUUGUCAUGCAUAUGUACAUGUGCUAAAUACAGGUGAAGAGAUGAUCUGAGGUUGCUCUCAAAAAGGCUGACAGCCCAUGGUACGAAAUCGGUAACAUAAAUAUAUCGAUGGAGUAGUAAUAAUAAUAAUACAAAUACAUAACAAAAUAAUCAAAUGAAGAGAAAAAUACAUUUGCAUAUUUAGCCGACAAAAGCUCAUUAAAAAAACCAACCUGCUGAACGAGACAACUACUCGAAAUGCUUCUAUAUAUGUAACACAAGUUCAUGGGUACUACAAUAACAAUUACCUCUGACA
Liolophura sinensis is the source of this 5378-nucleotide messenger RNA. RefSeq names its product integrator complex subunit 13-like. Gene Ontology annotation, cellular component: integrator complex. Lineage: Eukaryota; Metazoa; Mollusca; Polyplacophora; Chitonida; Chitonidae. The record is from RefSeq and is a predicted model, not a curated record. Gene Ontology annotation, biological process: centrosome localization; regulation of mitotic cell cycle. The coding region runs from base 229 to 2346 and encodes 705 amino acids. The transcript is spliced from 17 exons.